AUGCGGUUGGAAAUGUCAUCCCUUCAAAAGCGAUCGUUUUUUACCCGCCGCUCGCACUAUCAGGGUCAGGCGGACUCACGAAAUCGGAAAUCGGGCUUGGGAAAGCAGUCACAGCAAAAUGGAUUGAUGUACGAAGGUCAAUGGUGGCACGGAAUGCGCCACGGUUAUGGAGUAGUGUAUCGGAAAAUGCCGGACACGGAAAUGUACGUUAAAAUUUAUGCUGGUAACUGGCAGAAUGACCGGAAGCAGGGAUUAGGUAUAAAAUACUACAGAAAUGGUAAAUAUCUCGGCUUCUGGAAGGAGGACCAGCGCAGCGGUCACGGAUUUAUGUGGUUCGAUAGUGGAAAUUUCUACAUGGGUGAAUGGGAGGCUGACCGUUUCGGAGGAUUCGGAAUCUAUCUCAGUGCGGGUGGGAAUCGCUAUCACGGCCAGUUUAGGGAUGGGAAAAGACACGGUGAAGGGAUUUAUCUGCACUCGGGAACCGGGCAAAUCCAGAAAGGAUUUUGGGAGCAGGGCAUGUUCAAACUGGGAACCAUCGAAGAUUGGAACCGGAAUCAGGUGCUGUUUCCUACUAUCUAUCCCAUUCCGGAGCUAAAAUUGGCAAAUUUUCCUCAAGUUUACGAUGAGUGGAUGGCAAAGCUAACCACCGCUACUUGA
Molecule: messenger RNA, 657 nt
Organism: Sabethes cyaneus
Lineage: Eukaryota; Metazoa; Arthropoda; Insecta; Diptera; Culicidae
Product: MORN repeat-containing protein 3-like
Exons: 3
Coding region: 1-657 (218 amino acids)
Source: RefSeq, a predicted model, not a curated record